AAAACACAGUUUUGUUGUGUCUGUCAUACACGUAACCAACGUGUGGUUGCACAUGGGCUGUAUGCACACCACAUUCCUCAGUUAAUCACUACAGACAGUCCCUGUACUGGAUUAACAGACAGUGCACACUUUAUCUAACCUAGCCUGAAUAUGUGAGGGAUUAGUGAUGUGUUUUUAUCACACUCACCACUCAAACAUACUGUAAACUGUGCAAAGUGCAAUCUAAAUUCUGCUGAUAGAAAGGUUUAAGGAACAAGUGAAGGUCUGCAGGUCGGUCAGUCCAGGCUGCUUUUGGAGCUGUGGAAUGAGAUUUGUGCGACUUGAAAGUGGAUCAGUGUUUUGUAAUGAAUGGGUUUUUUCUUUUUUUCGUCGGAGCGCCAGCCUAUUAUUAGCUACGGAGGCCUUACAGUAAGUGGAGGUGGUUCCAUGACGGUCAGAGCUGCAGCUCUGCAGCGCGCAGACAGACCUCAGAUCAGCGGCCGUGUUUUUGGCAUUGCUCGCGGAAAAUCGCCCCGAUCCAGAGGACGUUUUCUCAAACACCUGCGGUCCGCUGCCGUCUUAUUUCCACGUCUGGUUCAGCUUGCUUUGAAGAUGAAGUUAAAAACAAGCCGGCGUCAGGUGCCAGCCGCAUCCGAUGGAGCCCUGCUUUCUGUCUCGAUCAUCGACCAACCCCAUGCAGCACUUCCUUAUGUUGCGGUCCCAGCUGACAGAUUCUGAUAUGGACUAUGAGAGGCCAAACGUUGAAACUAUCAAGUGUGUGGUGGUGGGAGACAAUGCCGUCGGAAAGACCCGCCUUAUCUGUGCUCGGGCCUGCAAUGCCACACUGACUCAGUACCAGUUACUCGCCACACAUGUGCCCACAGUCUGGGCAAUUGACCAGUAUAGAGUGUGCCAAGAGGUGUUAGAGCGAUCCAGAGAUGUAGUGGAUGAUGUCAGUGUGUCUCUCCGCCUCUGGGAUACUUUUGGAGACCAUCAUAAGGACCGGCGAUUUGCAUACGGCAGGUCCGAUGUGGUGGUUCUGUGCUUUUCGAUAGCCAACCCAAACUCUCUCUACCAUGUGAAGACCAUGUGGUACCCUGAGAUCAAGCACUUCUGCCCGCGUGCUCCAGUCAUCUUGGUGGGCUGUCAGCUGGACCUGCGCUAUGCAGACCUGGAGGCAGUGAACAGGGCACGAAGGCCCUUGGCUAGGCCAAUUAAAUCCAAUGAGAUUCUUCCUCCAGAGAGAGGCCGGGAGGUGGCCAAAGAGUUGGGAGUGCCAUAUUAUGAAACCAGUGUUGUGGCUCAAUUUGGAGUCAAGGACGUCUUUGAUAAUGCUAUCAGGGCUGCGCUCAUCUCAAGACGACACCUACAGUUUUGGAAAUCUCACCUCAGAAAUGUUCAGCGGCCUCUCCUUCAGGCGCCCUUCCUGCCACCGAAACCCCCUCCACCCAUAAUCACUGUGCCUCCUCCCCCAACCACCACGGAGGAGCAUCCAGUUGGUCUUCUGGAGGACCCACACUGUGCUGACGUCAUCCUGGUCCUGCAGGAGCGGCAGAAAAUCUUUGCACACAAGAUAUACUUGGCGACAUCCUCCUCAAAGUUUUAUGACCUCUUUAGUAUGGACACACAAAAUGAGGAGACUGAAAGGCCCCCUCGUGGUCCUCUCUCCGGCCGAGAGCUGCUGAUGCGUGCUGCUAGCUUUGAUGUUUGCGAAAGCAGUGACGAUGGAGACAGGGCCAACCUGAGGGCUUGCACUAGUGACGGAACUUUGAAAGACUCUCAGGGGGGCCGACGGGGCAGACUGCUCUCCUCAUGGAGCCGGGCCUUUGUCAGUAUCCAGGAGGAGCUGGUGGAUGACCCUGUUACAUACAGCCCCAGGCCAAUGACUGUAGUGCAUAUGGACCAGUCCAUGCAGCUGGGCCCUUUCAGAGCAGUGCUGCGCUACCUGUACACAGGCCAGCUGGAUGAGAAUGAGAAAGAGCUAAUGCACAUUGCACACAUUGCUGAGCUGCUGGAGGUAUUUGACCUGCGGAUGAUGGUGGCAAACAUACUCAACAACGAAGCCUUCAUGAACCAAGAAAUCACCAAAGCCUUCCAUGUACGGCGCACAAACAGAGUCAAAGAGUGCUUGGCCAAAGGCACCUUUUCUGAUGUAAUAUUCAAGCUAGAUGAUGGAACCAUCAUGGCCCACAAGCCUUUACUUAUCUCUAGUUGCGACUGGAUGGCAGCUAUGUUUGGUGGGCCUUUUGUGGAGAGCUGCACCAAAGAGGUGCUGUUUCCAAACACAACUCGCAGCUGUAUGAGGGCCGUGCUAGAAUAUCUCUAUACAGGCCGGUUUUGUUCUCGGCCUGACUUGGACGCAAUGGAGCUUAUUGUUCUUGCCAAUCGUCUUUGCCUCCCCCACCUGGUUGCCCUUACAGAGCUCUACACAGUAACUGUGUUGACGGAGGCAGCAAUGAUGGGGGCCGACAUUGAUGGAGAUGUGUUGGUGUACUUGGACAUGGCCCAGUUUCACGGUGCCCAACAGCUCACUGGCUGGUGUCUUCACCACAUCUGUACCAACUACAACAGUGUCUGCCGCAAGUUUCCCCGAGACAUGAAGGCCAAGUCUACAGAUAACCAAGAAUACUUUGAGAAACAUCGCUGGCCCCCUGUGUGGUACCUAAAAGAGGAUGACCACUACCAAAGAGCGCGCAAAGAGCGCGACAAAGAGGACUACCUGUACCAGAGACGACAAUGCAAACGCAAGUGGCUCUUCUGGAACCUUCCUUCCUCCCCUAAUUCAAACUCUCCCUCCUCUGGCUCGUCCGCUGUCAUCUGACCAAGCGGUAAGGCUGGCUCCACUGAAGUGCGUCAGGGUGGAUGAGAGCUGAUGGAAAAAAAUAGAAGACAAGCACUGCUGGAUAGAUACGCCCCAAUUAUUCAGGCACACAGUUUCCUCCCCUGUUUGUUCGCCUCUGCUGUCAAACGGCACUCCUCCAGGUUUGCAAGGUCACUUCAAUCUGGCAGUUAAAGUAAUUUGUCUGUUCCUUAGAUUUUUAGCUUGAUGUAAAUGAGACUCAAAUCUCAGUGAGUUGAACCUCACUGAAAAAAAUGGCACAGUGCAACUGGCGCAAGUAACAACUCCUGUUGAUUGUCAUAUAUUCCACUCUGAUUUUUAAGUCACAAAAAAGAAACUCUGCUGGCACAGAACUCUCCACCUAUGAUCAUAACAACCAUCAACUAACCUGAACUGAUAACCAAGUGCUGCUUCUCAGCUGCAACAACCAGCAACUCAACAGAACUUCUCAGUCUCAGAGUUAAAACACUUUGUCCUUAAGUGUUUGUACAAUCUACCAAAUUGUGUGUACAGUAUGAUCUCAUUAACAGGAUGUAACAGUAAAACAGCCUGCCAGGUCUCAUAUAAUGCAGUUAUUCACUCUAACCAUGCUGACUAUGAAAGUGUAUGCAUAAAUGAAAAUACGGGCAAGUCAUUCUGCUUUUGAAUGUUUGUGUCACGACUUGCACAGCUAAAAGUUUAGUGGGUAUGAACACUCAGCAUUUUCGUAUUGUGAUCGUGUUAUUUGUGGCAUCUUGUCACAAAAGGGCUUUAGUUUACAUGAAUGAAUUCAGUGUCCUGAGACACAAGAGGGAAAUGUCUGUGUUUUUUCUUUAAAGCGCCAGCAAAAAAACAAAGCCAGAACAUCAUUAUUAUUUCUGAUGUAAUGCUCAAUGAGACUUGGAAGCACACAUGUUUUACCCUAACAGUUUCAAGUAAAUGGUUCCAUCAGCUUGGUCACCGUCAACAUGAAAAGUAGCACAUGUUGCAUCUCAAAGCAAGUUUAACACAUCCAUACAACUGCUAUUCACCCCUACAUCUCUCAAGGUUGGAAGUUAAAAGGCUGCCCUGUGUUCCAUUGUAUAAGUUUAUAGGACAACCGACAAAUCAUUAUCAAUAAACAUCUCCUAGAUUGAUUGAAAAGACAGUUGAGAGUGAAAAUCCUGCAGCGUGUGCAAUGACAAGGAAAACUAACAUUAGCUGUCCUUCUGUGGCAAACUAUUGUUAGCAAUCACCUCCUUUCUAGUGUUAUCAUUGGCUGAGGAGUGGAAAAUGGCAAACACUCCUAAAGUAAAGCUCUGAUAAUAACUCAGCCACUUGCAAAUAAUAUUACUGCCAGCUAGGGUGUGGCUGAGAGCAAAUAGUAGUUGAGCUACUGAGGACAGCAUAAGUAAGCAUUCAGCCACUUCCAUCUUAUUUUAACAUUUACUGGGGUGGUUUGCAUUUAGCCAGUCUCUAGCUAUUAUCACCAUGAUGGCUGGUAGCUGGAUGCUAUACCAAAGUAUUGCAUGAUAUAAUAGGAAAGACAUAAAUGCUUAGCUAAUGGUACUAUUAGCAAGGAAGUGACCCAAUAUUAUCUGUAGUCUUUUCACUUGCUGAUUAGUCUGGAAGAUGUUAAAUGAUAUCAAGUUGUCAAAUUCCCUAUGCUUUUACAAGUGGAAACCUGUAAUACACCAGUUCAUCUCAUUACACUGUUUGAGCCUCCCACCCUGUGGAUUACAUCAGAUGUGAAUACAAUGAAUAGAAAAACUU
Molecule: messenger RNA, 4549 nt
Organism: Notolabrus celidotus (New Zealand spotty)
Lineage: Eukaryota; Metazoa; Chordata; Actinopteri; Labriformes; Labridae
Product: rho-related BTB domain-containing protein 2-like
Exons: 10
Coding region: 635-2800 (721 amino acids)
Biological process (GO): small GTPase-mediated signal transduction
Molecular function (GO): GTP binding; GTPase activity; protein binding
Source: RefSeq, a predicted model, not a curated record